Molecule: messenger RNA, 5289 nt
Organism: Zalophus californianus (California sea lion)
Lineage: Eukaryota; Metazoa; Chordata; Mammalia; Carnivora; Otariidae
Gene: ACTR5
Product: actin related protein 5
Exons: 11
Coding region: 547-2493 (648 amino acids)
Biological process (GO): regulation of DNA-templated transcription
Cellular component (GO): cytoplasm; Ino80 complex
Source: RefSeq, a predicted model, not a curated record
AGAGUUUGAAUUUCCCUGACUGCCCGGCUAAGGGCGUCAAAACCCUGUGGAGGAGGAGCCAAGGGCGGUUGAAGGUGAGCUACCCAAAAAACGGGGUGUGGCCGGGCGAAAAGGCGGGCCCGGCGUAGUUUCGCGCCGGGUUCUGGAGGCCGGGAAGGGGCGGAGCCUGAUGGUGUUACAAUACAGGGGCGGGGCUUACUGGCCGACAUCCCGGCGGGAGCGAAGGGGCGUGGCCAGAUCGGAUGGUGGGGCGAGGUUAAGCAAAGGCGGGACUUCGAGGCUAGCAUGGGCGGGGCCUAGUGAUCUCAAAGGCGGCCUGGGUCGCUAGGGGCGAGUCAAGCGAAAAGGGUGGCCAGGCGUAGCGAGGGGAGGAGGCUUUGGGGGUCUUUCGUCACAUACGAGGCGGAGUCUCCUGCCGAUGGUGCGGGUGCUACGGUGGGGGGCAGGGAUUGGCGCCCUCUGGGCGGGCGCUGCGGCGAGGGGCGGGGUUAGCGCCGUCUGGGCGGACGCUGCGGCGAGGGGCGGGCACAGCGUACGCGCUCCAAGAUGGCGGUGGCCGCUGCCGGUGGGCCGGUGGCGAAUGUCUACCCGUUCCGCGAUGCCCGGGCCGCGCCAGACCCAGUGCUGGAGGCCGGCCCGGGGGCACACGGGCCACUGCCGGUGCCACUCGUGCUGGACAACGGGUCGUUCCAGGCCCGCGCCGGCUGGGCAUGCCCCGGGCCGGAUCCAGGCCCCGAGCCGCGCCUGCAGUUCCGCGCUGUGUGCGCCCGCGGGCGUGGCGGGGCUCGGGGCGGGGCGGGCCCGCAGGUGGGAAACGCGCUGGGCAGCCUGGAGCCGCUGCGCUGGAUGCUGCGCUCACCCUUCGACCGCAACGUACCGGUCAACCUGGAGCUGCAGGAGCUGCUGCUGGACUACAGCUUCCAGCACCUGGGUGUCUCCUCACAGGGCUGUGUUGAUCAUCCCAUAGUUUUGACCGAAGCUGUGUGCAACCCACUGUAUUCUCGGCAAAUGAUGUCUGAGCUUCUUUUUGAGUGCUAUGGGAUUCCUAAGGUUGCCUAUGGAAUAGACAGCCUUUUCAGCUUCUACCACAAUAAGCCAAAGAACUUGAUUUCCAGUGGGCUCAUCAUUUCCUCUGGAUACCAGUGUACACAUAUUUUACCCAUCUUAGAAGGGAGGUUAGAUGCUAAAAACUGCAAACGCAUCAAUCUGGGAGGAAGCCAAGCAGCUGGCUACCUCCAGCGCCUCCUGCAGCUGAAGUAUCCUGGGCACCUGGCAGCCAUCACUCUCAGCCGCAUGGAGGAGAUCCUGCAUGAACACAGCUACGUUGCUGACGAUUAUGUGGGCGAACUGCAGAAAUGGCGGUGCCCUGAUUAUUACGAAAACAACGUCCACAAGAUGCAGCUCCCGUUUUCCAGCAAGCUCCUCGGCAGCACUCUGGGCUCGGAGGAGAAGCAGGAACGGCGGCAGCAGCAGCUGCGGCGCCUGCAGGAGCUCAAUGCCCGCCGGCGGGAGGAGAAGCUGCAGCUGGACCAGGAGCGUCUGGACAGACUGCUCUACGUGCAGGAACUUCUAGAGGAUGGCCAGAUGGAUCAGUUUCACAAAGCUCUGGUGGAACUGAACAUGGACUCCCCGGAAGAGCUGCAGUCCUACAUCCAGAAGCUCAGCUCGGCGGUGGAGCAGGCAAAGCAGAAAAUCCUCCAAGCAGAAGUCACCCUCGAGGUGGAUGUGGUGGACAGCAAGCCAGAGAGUUGCAUGUGUGGUCUCGUGCCUAACGCAGACAGCAUGAACCCCCCACCCCCAACUCCGGGCCCGCCAGAAGGCUUCAGAGAGGAGAUGGGAGUUGUUGAGACCCCUGACCUGGAGCAGCUAGAGCCGUCUCUGGAAGAUGUGGAAAGCAUCAAUGAUUUUGAACCCUUGUUUUCAGAGGAAACCCCUGAAGUGGAGAAGCCAGUCACCACUGUCCAGCCCGUGUUUAACUUGGCAGCCUAUCAUCAGCUGUUUGUCGGGACAGAAAGAAUUCGAGCUCCAGAAAUUAUCUUCCAGCCGUCCCUCAUAGGGGAGGAGCAGGCUGGGGUAGCAGAGACCCUUCAGUACAUCCUGGACAGGUACUCAAAGGACGUUCAGGACCUGCUGGUUCAGAAUGUUUUCCUCACCGGUGGAAACAUGAUGUACCCUGGGAUGAAAGGUAGAAUCGAGAAGGAACUGUUGGAGAUGAGGCCCUUCCAGUCUGCUUUUAAGGUUCAGCUUGCUUCCAACCCUGUGCUGGAUGCCUGGUAUGGUGCUCGGGACUGGGCCUUGGACCACCUGGACGAUGAUGAAGUCUGGAUCACCAGGAAAGAGUAUGAAGAGAAGGGAGGAGAGUACCUCAAGGAGCACUGUGCAUCCAACAUCUACGUCCCCAUCCGCCUGCCCAAGCAGGCCUCACGCUUCUCAGAUGCUCAGGCCCCCACCAGAGGCUCGGGGGCCAGCGGAGGCAGUGCUGGGAGCCUCUAGCCCAUCCCUCUCAUGAGGCCGCCUCAGAACCCGUUGGCUCGUGCAGCUUACCAGGGGCGAUCGCCUGGAUCCGCAGCCCUCGGGGCUCAGGAACUCAAGAUCUGGAGCAGACAGCCGUGGUGGUGGAGACAGAAGAAGACUUGGGCCGACCCAGGGCCUCCCAGAGCCCGAGGACUGAGGAGAUGGUGAUAGGCAUGAGCUGUGAAGAAAGGAUAGUUGCCAAGAAGGUGAGGGAGGUUUUCAUAUCCUAUACCUGGGAAGAAGGACGCCAACUGCUAGUAGGCCUGGGGGUCUCUCUCCCAUAGUCAGUGGUUUCAACAGCCUGAGCGACAGUGGUGAGCUCAGCACGGCCACGGAGGCUGAGCCCUGCUGGGGAGGCCCCAGGUGGGCAGGUAAACCCAGACGUAGUUACGUAGCUGGGCCUGCUCAGGGUUUCCGUAGACUGGAACAGAGGAGAUGUAGGGCUGGGCAGGCCGAGGGGCUGAGCCUUGGGCUCUCUAGUUUCAUCACUCGCCCCUCACGUUAAGCCUGCCGUGACCUUCCACAGCCGCCUUAGGGGUUAUGGUGGCUCUCCCUCAGGGAGGCUGCUCCUCCCUCCCUUGCACAGACCCCCUGCAGAGCACUUACCACGUGCCUUGGGCUUUGUCUCUCCCCCAGGAUGGUCUCUAAACUAAAGUGUUCCCAAGAGUAGGAAGUGUUCCAUUCAGUGUGGAGUAUCCGCAGCGGAUUUUUAAUGGACGCCUAGAUCUGUGACCAGAGAAUAUUUGAGGGUAGUCUGUCCACUCUGUUGAGAGGAACAGAUCAAGAGUCCACACUGAGGACUUCCUCUCAGCCAUACUGAGGCAUCUGAUGGUCCCCUCUGACCCCACCAUGGUUUUUUCCUGGAGAGGUGGGCAUGACUGCAGCUGAAUGUUCUAGGGGCGGCUGUGAAGAAACAGACUCCUAUAAACCAGCUUAGGGCUCUUGUGCUCUUGUGGCAGGAGGAGAUAGCCUGGGGAAGGGACUGUCCUGGGUCUCUAGGACCCCCCAGCUCUGGAUUUGAGUUAGGGCAGCUCUCAAGGUUGGGUGACCACAAAGAGUGAUGGGGGCCCCCCCGUCUCUGGGUACCCCGGCUGCUGCCUGCUUACGCUGCCGCUGCCUCCUUGUGGCAUCUCUGGAAAUAAGCAGUUUUGUCAAAGGACCCAACAAAGAAGGUAAAAAGAAAGUGAAGCAAGAGUGCAGUAAGUUUUCAAAGAUGUGCAGAUGAGGCUAACCCAAGAAAUGGAGAAACCAGGUUCAUAUAAAUAUAAUACGCAAAGAUCAUUUUAUGCCUACCUAAGGGACUAAGUGAAUAAACUGACAUCUAUGAUUAUAAUAAGAACUUUGCCAUUAAGUCGUUCCAAGAAAAUUAGAAAAUGCUAGGAUGCGAGAGGAUUCAAAAGCUGUAGGCAGAGAUUCUGGCUGUGUACGAAGUACAUUCUCGUUUCCUCCCAGGCCCAUGGCUGCACUACAUUUCCCAGCCUCCUGUGCAGUUGUUCUCAUGGCCGUCUGAGUUCUGGUUGGUGGAAUAUGGGCAGAAGGACACCCAUCAUUUCCAGGGCUGGCUUUCUAAACCUCUCUUUCCUCCUUUCCCGAUCACUGGCUGAAUGGGGCGCCAUCUAAGGCUCAUGAGGAGUGCAGAGCCACGAAGUGGAGGGAACCAGGUCCCUAAGUGACUGCCUGGAACAGAGGCUCUGUAAAUUCCUCCCCCUGUGAGGAAGUAAACUCUCACUGUGUUAAGCUGCAGAGCUCUUAGGCCUUAUCUGUUAUAGCAACUAGCAUUUUUCCAACAAAAAUUUUAGGUUGCAAAUAAAAAUGUCAUUAACUCCGUAUUAAACAGGGAUUUGUUGGGAAAAAUAAAAAAUAGUAUGAAAUAAGGAGAAUAGCAUGAUAGUUAUUCCUUCAUUUAGGAAAUGGGAAUGAUCAUUUCUUUUACCCUGUAGGAGGAUUAAAUGAGAUAAUGAAUGGAAUCACCUAAGGAUUUGCACCAACCUAGCAGACUUCUGAUUUAAAAGAGCCCCUGCCCCCAACCUGCUACAAAGUUAGACAAUAACUAAACAAAAAGUUGUAAUGAUGGGGCGCCUGGGUGGCUCAGUUGGUUAAGCAACUGCCUUCGGCUCAGGUCAUGAUCCUGGAGUCCCAGGAUCGAGUCCCGCCUCGGGCUCCCUGCUGAGCAGGGAGUCUGCUGCUCCCUCUGACCCUCCCCCCUCUCAUGCUCUCUCUCUCUCGUUCUACCUCUCAAAUAAAAAAAAAAAAAAAAAAGUUGUAAUGCUGAACCUGACAGAGAACAUCAUAGCUGUCAUAGAAAAUCAUAGAAAUCAGAAAUGAAUACAAAAAAAAUCAAGGCCGGAGUGGUAACCACAAGUAGGCACUGAGGCAGACCGAGAUGAGCCCUAGGGGUGGACGGGGACUGCUAAGCCCCGGGAAGUCCCUCAGGUAGACUGACCUGCCCCUUGCUUUCCCUUUCUUUUCCCUUCUUUCCAUGAUGUCCUCUCCUUUAUUCUCCCUGUUUUGCUUAUGUCUGUGAGCAGCCACCAAGACCCAAGCACUCUUCCUUCUGCCCCUUGCCCAUCAGGGCUCCUUUUCCUUUCCUAGGCCCAGGGAGCCCUGUGGAAUCGUUAUUCCAGGGGCUUAGGAGGCAUUUCCUAUAGCACACAUUUUCACUGACCAAAAUCAUCAUGAGGUCAAGAGGAGUCUGUGCUAUAGGGAAAUUCGAGGUGAUACAGUGGGUUGAAUUGUGUUCCCCCAAAAUGACAUGUCCAUGUCGUAACCCAGUGA